AUGUAUGGGUACAGAACAUUGAAAGAUUUUAACUCAGCUCGUUUGGCAACGUUCAUGAAGACAUACAAAAUCGAAGAUAAUGAGGCUAUUCUGAAAACAAAAAGCAAUUCCGAACGGUCAGCUUUACCGCCGUAUGUGGUCUCAUGCUUCGCAGCACAUAGCAACUAUAACUAUAGUCCGAUUGAUUAUGGCUGGCAAGAAGAAGAUGGAAAAUAUAUUUUCAAGUGGUUCGAUGGAGAACAGUUGCCUGACCUUCAAGAUAUCACCGAUGAUUUAUCAAAAAAUCUAACAGAAGAUGCUGACGGAGACGAAGAGUCAUCAGAUUAUGACGAUGACGAUGACGAUGAAAGCUCUACAGAAGAGUCGGACAUCCAGAGUGAUAGUGAAACCCAUUAA
This is a messenger RNA of Ceutorhynchus assimilis (cabbage seed weevil), 396 nucleotides long. The record is from the annotation of a GenBank genome assembly. Lineage: Eukaryota; Metazoa; Arthropoda; Insecta; Coleoptera; Curculionidae.